CUCCUGCGGAAAUUCCUCAAAAACCACGUCAUCGAGGACAUCAAGGGCCGCUGGGGCGCCGAGAACCUGGAGGACAACGGGGCCCUGUACAGAUUCCCUCCAACCUCUCCAGUCAAACCUCUACCAAGCCCACCAAGGGAGAACUUGGAAAACUUCUCUGGAGACAAAGGAAAACUUUUUAAACUGCCCAGCUCAUCCAAAAGGGGUUUGAAGAAACAGGAGUUGCUGCAGUCUGUGGAAAACUUAGCAAGACCAAAAGCUGAUGUAGCAGAAGAAAAGAAGGAAGGCACACAGCAAAGGAGGGAAAUAACACAGGAAUAUGUGCAAGAAACAUGGAGAAAUAUCAUCCAGAUACAUCUGCAGAGCAUUUUGGGACUGCCCUCGCUGGAGGAGGUUCUGCAGCCAGCCCAGAUCAUCCCUGAGUUUGUCAUGUACAACAUGAGCAACACCAGCAAACACGGCGUGGUCGUCCUGCAGGACAAAGCAGAAGACCUCCCUCACUGGGUGCUGUCAGCCAUGAAGUGCUUGGCCUACUGGCCCAGGAACAAGGACAUGAGCCAGGACACCUACAGUGGCUUUGAGCGGGACGUGUUCAGAACAGUUGCUGAUUAUUUUCUCAGUCUUCCUGAGCCAUUGCUUACUUUUGAAUACUAUGAGCUCUUUGUUAAUAUCUUAGGUAUGUAUGAGUUUAGAAACCAUCAGGGAAGCUCUGAGUUCAGAUCAGCUGGGGACAAAUGUGAUUCAAAGCAGAGCUCGGCCUCCUGGUGUGUGUGGGAGCUCCAGUCUGAGGAGGAUCAUCCCUGCUCCAUUCUGUAUUAGUGUUAAUUAAAGUGGACUUCUGCCUCAUGAUUUCCCAUUUAAAUUGCUGUUUCAGCUCACAUUCUAAAUAUUCAAUAACAAGAACUUCAGAAGGUGUGCUUGUUCUGCCUGCUCCUCACUGUUGCAGUGUUACCUGUCUUUGUUCUUGCAUGUUGGAUGCAACUGCCUUGUUAAAUUGCUUUGGGACUGAACUAAAGUCUUCUUAAUUAAUAUCUUAA
Zonotrichia albicollis (white-throated sparrow) is the source of this 1037-nucleotide messenger RNA. The record is from RefSeq and is a predicted model, not a curated record. NCBI's taxonomy places the organism in Eukaryota, Metazoa, Chordata, Aves, Passeriformes, Passerellidae.